Messenger RNA from Teleopsis dalmanni, 2020 nucleotides. Its product is annotated as neprilysin-4-like. The record is from RefSeq and is a predicted model, not a curated record. Gene Ontology annotation, cellular component: plasma membrane. Bases 1 to 1983 code for a protein of 660 amino acids. Gene Ontology annotation, biological process: protein processing. NCBI's taxonomy places the organism in Eukaryota, Metazoa, Arthropoda, Insecta, Diptera, Diopsidae. Gene Ontology annotation, molecular function: metalloendopeptidase activity. The transcript has a single exon.
AUGUGGCUGUAUCGUCAAAAUAUCAUAAAUAUAAUAUUUUGUUUGUUGCUGCUUAAUAAUGCUUUUUUAUUGAAAGCAACUGCAAUUCCACAAAAUGCAGACAUUAGACACAUCAACACAAGAUUAUUGGAAACCAUGAAGAGCUAUAUGGACUUUAAUGCAAAUCCUUGUACAGAUUUUUAUCAAUAUGCAUGCGGAAAUUGGCCAUUAGUUAACGCGGACGCGGAAAAAUAUGUUGACACUAUCGGUAGCCUCAAGUAUACCCUAAGUAUGCAAAUGGCAAACAUUUUGGAGGAGCGCAUAAAUGCUGGCAAAAAGGAACACAAUGAAGUGUAUAAGAAAGUAAGUGACUAUUAUCAAUCCUGUAGAGAGGAGCAAAUACUAAAUGUCUACACAUAUUUAGAAAUUAUUAAACCGUUUGGAAGUACAGACUGGCCUGAUUGGCAGCAACUAGGCGUUCAGCAUACCACCUGGCAAGCAGAUAAUUGGCAUACAUUGAGAACUCUAGGAAAGUUAAGAGGCUUUGGCCUCAAUGAUGUAUUUAUAUGGGAGAAAUUGAAACACAGUAAUGCCACCACAUACGUUAUAUACCUAGAUAAGCCGGAGAAUGUUGAUUUUACUGAAGUAGCAACGGAGGAGUUGGAGAAGUUGAUAAAGUCUGCACAUUUACAAAAUCGCAUUGCUGCCGAAAAUGUGAAAUUGUUUAAACAAAAAUUGAAAACGAUUGCAAAUGGCUUAAAAGAUGACCACGUGGAAUAUGAAAUUACUCUCUCCGAAUUACAAAGACGUGUGCCGGGAAUAAAUUUCCUAUCAUAUUUUGAAGAGUUGUUUUCCGAUGGAUUCAUGCUAGUGGCUGACAGUAAACUAAUUGUGCGUAGUUUGAUUUAUUUCCGCAAGCUUAGCGACUUAUUAUCUAAGACAAAUAAAGAAACUGUGGCCUACUAUGUACUCUUAAAAUUGCUGUCGUAUUUGAAAGCGCAGUUGCCCAAAUCAACUGCCCCUAAGCAUUGCAUAGAGAAUAUGCGUGAGCAUAUGUCCCUGGCUUUGGAUUACAUCUAUGAGAAAGAACAAUUUAGUUAUGUGCGUACUAAAAAUACAGCAGUUAUUAAUAAAAUUUUUACUGCCGUUCAGCAGCGUUUCCAAAGAGCCAUGGAGGGUCACCAAAUGCAAUUCAGUAUUGCAGAGGCAACGUAUGUGAAAAACAAAAUACAGCAAAUGCAUUUAAAUAUUGGAAACUUGCCACAAAAUGUCACUGAUGGAUUUUACUCAAAUUAUUACAACAAUUUGCAAGUAGAGAAGGAUUACUUUUAUUGGAAUAAUUUAAAUGUUUUGCAGUUUGCUGCCAGUAAAGAGCACUCGCUACUGAGAUUGCACCCUAAGGCUGCAGAGCAUAGCUUUUUCAUGUGGCAAUAUCCAUCAGCCGCUUAUCAUUCUAGAAUUAACUUGCUUUUUAUUCCAUUCGCUUAUUUACAAUACCCGAUUUUUCAUUCUGACUUUCAUGAACUUUUUCUCUUUGCUGAACUGGGCAAUACACUGGGACAUGAAAUUAUGCAUGGAUUUGAUCUGAAUGGACUGCAAUACGAUGCAACGGGCAAUGUAAAUGAGGAGCUAUAUGAGGCAUUGCAGCAAAAAUCACAUUUAGUCCAAGCACUGGAUUGUUUGCAGCUGGAAGCUACUUCGAAUAUAAAUGAAAAAAUCGCUGAUUUCAGUGGGUUUCGUUUGGCUUAUGAAACUUAUUUCCACCGACCAGUUGUGCCUAAGUUCUGGCAGGAACACGAGUUGUCAAAUAAGCAACUAUUUUUCAUAAAAUUUGCUCAGUUUUUUUGUGCCUUGCCAUCAGAACGCAUCAAGUAUGAGGACACUCAUGAUACACCCUACAAGCGUGUUAUGCAGGUGGUAGCAAAUAAUCUGGAGUUUUCGCAAGUAUUUGAUUGUGAUACACGUUCAAGAUCCAACCCAAUACAGCAUUGUUAUUUGUGGUAAUAAUUUGACAAAAAAUUCUAUAGAAAAUCAAAUAUCA